AUGUACGGUUUGCGGUUAUAUGGAUAUGAUGUGUAUUUGAUAUUUGGUGUAUUUGAUGUACUAUGGGGUCGUUUGGUAGCAGCAGUAGCAGCCACGUCGGCAUCAGCAGGAGAUGACAAACCACAAACUCUAAUCCAUCCAUGCGUUAAAAUAAUGAAUAUCACUGGUUUUGAUACUGAACGGUAUAAGACAGUCAAGGGUGAAUAUACACCACUCGGUUGCUAUGGUGAAUUGCGCAUCAAUUAUUGUAUCACACGAGAUAUUCCCUUCUUAUCAAAUUCAUUCAUUACAAACUGGUCUCAAACACAAAUCAAUCUUGAUAGAAAGUUAUUUAAUGAAGCCUUUGAGUUACCUCUACCUUACAGUGCAUUAUAUGAUUAUAAUGGGAUUUGUUUUGUUCUGUCAUCUACAUAUACAGAUAAAAAAGGUAUGCAUGAACAAUUGAUAGCUGGGGCAAAUAUGAAACUGUAUAAUUCUAAAAAAGUAUUUAGACAAGGAAUAUAUGAAAUUGAACUGCAUCCUCUGGAACCAUUGCAUGUUUAUCGAUUGGAAGAUGUUGAAAAGUUAGUAAGAGAUCCCACUUUCGAUGCAAAACCUUCAAAUAUGGAUAGCAUGAAUCAACUUCUUAAGACAAAUCGUAAACAUCUUCGCAAUGAAUUACUGGAGACACCGUUGGAUCGACAUUGUAUGCCAGAUGUGGAACAUGCAGUUGAUGAAGCUAAACGUGCAAGUGGACGUUUAUUUCUAAGUGUGAAAUUUGAAUUCUCACGAAAUUAUCCAAAUAUCUGCAUGCCUGUGAUAUUUCAACGCCCAAUUAUCCCGGAGCAGUUAGAAUUACGAAUUGAUCGAUGGAAUCCAGUAGAUGAAAAAUACUUUAAAAUGACUCGUAAUGCUCGAACAGCUGAUGUGGAUCGUGCUCGUAAACCUAAUAAGGACACAUUGGAUAGACUGAAAGUUAUCCUUGACUUACCACCAGGAUUAAAUAUAUCUGAGUCAGACGGCGAUCUUAUCUGGAAGUAUCGAUUUUAUUUAGCAGAUAAAUUUCCGGAAACUUCUCUUGCCAAAUUCAUUCUAUCUGUACGUUGGGAAUAUUCAGAGCAGGUGAAUCAAGCUGUUGAAUUGUUAAAACAAUGGCCUACAAUAGCUCCUGGACAUGUUCUAGAGUUGUUUACUCGUCAAUUUCUUCAUCCAGCUGGUAGAAGAUUUGCUGUAUUUCGUUUAGAAGCUGCCAGUGAUGAGGAGCUUAUUCUUUACCUAUAUCAACUUGUACAAGCACUGCGUUACGAGAAUUGGCAUGAUAUAUUCUCGGUACAACCUGAAGGUAAUGCGCAGUCGACAAAGCCUACUAAUUCAAUUAUUGUAAAAGAUGAGAAUUCUGAGGAAACGAACCUAUCAAGUGUAAAAUCUAGUCGUAAAAAAUCCACUUCUUUUCGUGGUGGACAAGGUGGUAGAUCAUCAUCAACAACAGCACCAACAUCAAUAACGUCAACAUCAGCAUCGCAAAAUUUUGAAAGAAAUCGUGAAGAUCUGUCCGGAUGGCAUUCAGACUUGAAACGUGAAUGGAAAGAAGAUUUAGCCACUUUUCUCAUAAGACGUGCUCAAUUGAAUUUUCGUAUUGCGAAUUAUCUUUAUUGGUAUUUACGUUUGGAAACGAAUAGCAAUCAUGGGGAUGGCGAUGAAGGUGGGACAAUGAAUUCACCAGAUACUCAAAAAAUGUAUAAACAUGUAUUGAAUAAGCUUCUGCACGCUUUUGAUGCUGGUGGUCCUACAGGUCAAAAAUGGAAUAUAGAGCUAUUGCAACAGACUCAGUUCAUUCACGAUUUAUGCCAACUACUGAAAUCAGUUACCAGUGAUAUGGGUAAUCGUUCACGUAAAAUUGAAUUAUUAAGAUCAAAAUUAGAAAGCGCAGAAUAUGCACAUCUUAGACAUAUUGAAAAACCAUUUCCAUUCCCGUUAAAUCCUGAUAUUAUUAUAUGUGGUGUACAAUCUUCUACAGCUACACUUUUCAAGAGUUUUCAAAAACCUGCACUACUUACCUUCAUUCACCGAAUGGAGAUACAUAUAGAGCUAUUUUAA
Messenger RNA from Heterobilharzia americana, 2076 nucleotides. The record is from the annotation of a GenBank genome assembly. Lineage: Eukaryota; Metazoa; Platyhelminthes; Trematoda; Strigeidida; Schistosomatidae.